UUUUUUUUUUUUACAGAUUUUGCAAUUGAUUUUAGAAAUUGUUACGAAGAUUUAGGAUGUUUUCCUACUGAUCCUCCUUGGUUUUCUUUGGCCCGUCCAUUUCCAGCUCCUUCACCUCCGAGUGUAGUUAAAGCACGAAUAUUUUUGAGUACAAGAAGGAAUCCAGCAUAUAAAUAUAGGGUUGAGUUAAGACCAACGAUAGUGAUUCCUACUGAUGCAUAUUUUGAUAGAAGACGAAGGUUCAAUGUGUUUAUCAUUCAUGGAUAUUUAAACACUGGGAAUGUCUCGUGGAUUGAUCGACUGAAACAUGCAUAUUUGAAAAAAAGAAAUGCUAACGUGUUCGCUGUUGACUGGGGAAAUGCAGCACUUACUGUUAAUUAUAUCCAAGCUGCAUCUGAUACUAGAGUAGUAGGAGCUGAAUUAGCCAGAUUUUUAGAUUACUGCCACAAACGUUAUCGAAUCAAUUUGGAUGGUGUUCAUUUGAUUGGCCAUAGCUUAGGAUCUCAUAUAGCUGCUUAUUGUGCGAAAAAAUUCAACGGAUGUUUGGAUCCAGCUCAACCGGGUUUUGAAGAUCUUGACCCAAUCGUUCGCUUGGAUAGAAGUGAUGCGAGAUAUGUCGACGUUAUUCACUCAGACGCCAAACCUUUCGUUUUAUUUGGUUUAGGAAUCAUGUCUCCGAUAGGGCAUGUAGAUUAUUACGCUAACGGGGGCAUCACACAGCCCGGAUGCCCAGUCAAUGUGGACAACGCGAAUUUCAAUUUAAAUAGCAUCGAAGAUUUUGGAAAAUUCAAUUUCUUCACUAUUGGAAGCAUCGUUGCUUGUGCACAUCUAAGAGCAAUUGACUACUUUACUGAAGCAUUAGAAAGCGAUUGUAUCAUGUGGGCCAAGCUUUCUCGAGUCCAUGUGAAUGAUAUCCUACCAGGUGACGGAUUCAUUGUACCUAUUCUGCCAGUAGUGCCAAUCUCAUGGAAGUGUGACACUUACACUUGUUUGCCUCUUGGACUGGAAAAUGAAAUGUUUCCUGGAAGGGGAGUAUUUUCUUUCACCACUAAUCCAUUAAGCCCUUUUUGUCAACCUGAUUUACAAAUAACAAGAGUAAUGAAUGAUAUUAGAAAAUAUUUGCCGGAUAUUUUGAGAAUUUUUUAUCCAAGGAUUGGUAAGAUGAACCGUGAAAUAUGAUGAUGAGAAAGAUCGUCAUUUUCGAACACGAAACACCGAUCAUCGAAUCCGUAAUUUAUAAUAAUAGAGUAGGAUAAAAUGAGUAUAGUAUAUUCGAAUUUUAUAAAAUAACAUUAUUUUGACAAAAAAUAUCACGUAGGUAAGAAAAAAUGAUAAUAAUGAGAAAGAAAUAAUAAAAUAAACAGUAUCACAAAAGUAUAAACUUAAUAGAAAAUUUAUAAAAUGCACGUAGAAUAAUAAUACAAACUCGUAAUGACUAGAGGUACAAGAAACAUAACGAUAAAAAUACUAAUUGACGGGUAUAGGAGUAUUGCAGUUACCAUGGUAAACAUAAACAGGACCAUCGCAGCGUGAAAAUUUAUCGAAAAUAUUCGCAUAUCCGUGAUUUUUCCACCACUGGCAUAGCUGACGGUUCCAGUUGCAAGGUAACUGAUACACAAUAUGAGGAUUUUCAGCUGCCAGCAAAGUAUAGAAGUCUUGAUCUCCUAAA
Molecule: messenger RNA, 1669 nt
Organism: Planococcus citri (citrus mealybug)
Lineage: Eukaryota; Metazoa; Arthropoda; Insecta; Hemiptera; Pseudococcidae
Product: pancreatic triacylglycerol lipase-like
Exons: 9
Biological process (GO): lipid catabolic process
Molecular function (GO): lipase activity
Source: RefSeq, a predicted model, not a curated record